UCCUCCAUAGUUUGUGAGUUAGUGACUGUUAUUCUACCAACGUGUGUUAUUCGAUAUUCGGUAAUGGUAAUACCAUUAGUUUGAGGAAGCGAGAAACUGAGAACUGCUGAAAUGUUGACGUACGACUAGUGACUAUUAAUCAUCAAACUAAAACACGCUAAACAGUAAUUCUGAAUUCUGCAUUCUUGCUUACGAUAAGUAAGACUAACAAAUAACAAUAGUCUUCCAUUAAAACGUGUCAUUAAAUCAUGAAAGUAUGAAUCUCAUAAAGUAGUGCGAUUGUUUUUUUUAAAUUUUAAAUAGCCAAUUAUCGGAAACCCAACAGAAAUGGCUCCUAAAAAGAAAGUUAUCAAUGCUUAUUCAGUAUAUAUGACAGAAAUUCAACAGACACUUCUCAAGCAAGGGAAAAAAUUAAGCAUGCCUGAAAUGUCUGUGUAUUGCAAAAAAGAUUGGGAAAAUAUGUCUGAAGAGAUGAAAGAAAAGUAUAAGAUACAAGCUAAAAAUAUGAAAAGUGAUGAAAAAAAAGGCAAAUUUACUUCGAUUGGUGAAAAUGUGGUAGAUGUUCAAAAACAAUCAGUUGAUACUAUUUUUCAAGCAAAUGCUAUGUAUGAGUAUAUAAAAGAAUUGCUUGACAUGCAACCAUCCAAUUAUUAUCUUCCUAAACAAACAUUCAUUGUGAUUCAUGUAAAUCCUUAUACAAGCGAGAAAGAAGGAUUUUAUUUUCCCGCUGAGAUAUCUAUGGCUGAGUUUUCUUUAGAAAAAGGCUUAAUACGUAUUUUUCAUCAAUUAAUUGGAUUUGAUCAAGUCAGAACAAGUGCUCCGAAAGCCUGUACUGGGGAUAUAAACAAUCACGCUGCUAAUAAUCAUAAGAUUAAUGUAUUCUUAAUGUUCCCGAAUAAUUACACAAAAAUAUUAUUAAAAAUAAUUGGUUUUAUCAUGAACAAAGAAGUUGAUGAAGCUGUGCUAAAUGACCCAACAUUAGACAUGCCACCAGUCUAUACUGCACACACACCUAUUGAUAAUGAAUUGAUGAUUACUGGCACUAGUUUAUUUAAAUUGUUUGGAAGUGCAGUAAAGAAUGCUGAUAGAAAUUAUUUCAAUAAUAUUAUAAGGGUUUACCAUUUGGAUAAACUAUUAAUGGAACUAAAAAAUAGAUGUCAUAAAAUUCGAUAUCCAGAAUCAGAGGAUUUAGCUUUACCUUCUGUUGCAAUGGCCACUGAUACUUUAACAAAAGAUGUAUUUAGUACAAUCAUAUCAAUUGGUUGUAAUUAUCAUGAAAAGCUGGAACACUCUCAUGUUUGUAGUAAUUUUUUUGUGUGCAAAUGGAUACACAUUGUAUCAGCUCAUUGUUGUCGCUAUUUUGACAUAAAACUUGCACCUGGUUGUCAUUAUGAUUUUGAUUUAUCUGAAAUAGAAAAUCCAAUUGAAGAAAAUUUUGACAAGCUUAAUAUUUCUAAAUUUUCUGCUAAUUUUUCCAUUAAUUCAGAAAUAGAUAAAUCGAUAUCUGCUACCAGUAACUUUCCAGCACUUGAUAAUAAAUCAUCAAAUGCUAUUCAAAAACCGGUAUGGAAUAAACCAGAAUCUAGAGCUAAUACAAAUCGUGAAACUGCAACAAAUCAAGUAAACAACUUUCCUCCACUUGGUGAUCCGCAAUCUAUUCAAAACAUUACUCCUACAACUGAAACAAAUGACUGGUUUAGGAAUACUGGUCGGGGCAGAGGUAUUAUUAACCAAAACCAAUCAAAUGAAAAUUCACAGCAACCAUACAAAGGAAGAGGAUAUUUUAAAGAUAAAAGCAAAUAAAUUACAAAUAAUGGUUAGGAAACCAUUCAUUUCAUUACUAAUUUUCUUAAUUUCUAACUUAAAUGAUAAAAAUUAUUUUUCAAUACAAAAACAAUUAUUUUAUAAUGGAUUUGCUAAAAAUUGAUCAAUUUUUAUAUACAAAAAAAAAAAAAAUGUUACUUUAAAUUGGUUGUUUUAAUGCAUUAAAGAUUAAAAACCCAUACAUCAACAUAUAUUGAAAUUUUACCUAAAAAAAUUAUUAUUAUUAAUAAACACUACUCAAACAUUCAUUCAUAUUUUUAAAUGUUGACCAACUUUUAUUAUAAAAAUCUAUUACUCAAUUAUUUUAAUUUUAUUUUCAAACAUUAGGUACGUCAUAAUAAUAAAUUACUAUAACUCGACAUAUAAACAGUAUAAAUGUAUAUUCUUUAAAUGUAAUCUAGCAUUUUUAAAUAACUCGGUGGAUUUGAAUUUGUAUUAUAAAAUAAUUUGUUUUCAACUAGAUACUCAAUAAUAAAAAUAAAACAAGCUGUUGCUUGUUAAGUACACUAUUUGACUAUUUUAUUUAUUAUCAAUGAACAAAUGAAUUAUUAGCCUCAUAAUUACCAUUGUACGUCCAUACUUUUAUGACACAAUUGAAUAUAUCUUACCUAAUUUAAGAAUAUAAAUCAAAUCAAAAUAUACCAA
Aphis gossypii (cotton aphid) is the source of this 2469-nucleotide messenger RNA. RefSeq names its product protein maelstrom 2-like. Gene Ontology annotation, biological process: male meiotic nuclear division; regulation of miRNA-mediated gene silencing; spermatogenesis. The record is from RefSeq and is a predicted model, not a curated record. Gene Ontology annotation, molecular function: sequence-specific DNA binding. Bases 328 to 1803 code for a protein of 491 amino acids. The transcript is spliced from 3 exons. Gene Ontology annotation, cellular component: P granule; nucleus. NCBI's taxonomy places the organism in Eukaryota, Metazoa, Arthropoda, Insecta, Hemiptera, Aphididae.